Drosophila gunungcola (fruit fly) is the source of this 693-nucleotide messenger RNA. RefSeq names its product male accessory gland serine protease inhibitor-like. Bases 398 to 646 code for a protein of 82 amino acids. Lineage: Eukaryota; Metazoa; Arthropoda; Insecta; Diptera; Drosophilidae. The record is from RefSeq and is a predicted model, not a curated record. The transcript has 2 exons. Gene Ontology annotation, molecular function: serine-type endopeptidase inhibitor activity.
GUUCUGUUACAUUCAAUAAAGUGACAUAAAUCAAAUGAACAUACAAAAUAAAAUUUGGAAGCUUUGUGUGAGUUCUAUAAAAAAUAAAGUACAACGAGUAAUGAAGUCUUUAAUAUUUGCCCAGCUUUUCGUGAUCUAGGGCUUCAAAAAUCCAAGUUAAAAUAAUUCCACAGAAUUCAAAAUGACAAUAAUAAUAAUUCCCACAUAUUUCCUAAAUAAUCCAAAUUUGUAAAGUGUCAGGGCGAUAAGCUUUAUGUUCAAUGUAAUGGAAUGGGUAUAAUAUACAACGCCCAGUUCGUUUCAGCUUCAGUUUGAUUUGAUCAACGCAAGCUGAAGGUUCUAAAUAUUAAACUAAUAUAUACACAAAUAUUUAUUUCAAAAUAUUAUAUACUUUACUAUGAAGCUGCUAGUCCUUAUCGUUGUGUUCGUAGCCUUUGUGGCCAAAUCGUUGGCUCUGAAAAAUGAAGUAUGUGGUCUACCCCAUUCCCGUAAUGGUGAUGGUCGAAUGUCCUGCGAGGCUUAUUUCCCCAGUUGGACCUAUGAUUCCGAUAAAAACGAGUGCAUUGAAUUCAUCUACGGAGGCUGUGGUGGCAAUGACAACAGAUUCGGUUCAAAGGAAAUAUGUGAAGACAAGUGCUUACAAUGAAGUAAUUAAAUAAAAGUAAAUUCUUCUCUGAUUAUUUAAUAAGCUUA